UUUAUCCUAUUUCAGGCGAUAGCUAGAGGUUCCAGGAAUCCUGAACAAGUGGCGAAAAAUGUUUGUUCUUGUUGCAGACGCGUCGCGUCGCGUCAACCUUUCUUAUACUCCAGCCACCACCAUGGCAUACCGUCAUACGGGCAACCCACCACCCCAGGUUAUUCACUAUACCAAUAUGCCUGCCCAAUUCCAGCAGCAACGGCCAGGACAGCGCACUCAUACCCAGCCCCAGGUUUUUUCAGCUCUACCAGUGAUACCCCAGGCCCAACAGCCCCCUCACCAGCAGCGACGGACCCAGACUACGCUCGAUACUCAUUUCCAGCCGCCAACUCAGACCCUCCAACCGUAUGACCAAUUCGCGCUCAAUGUCACGACGAGAGUCAUGGCAGCCGUCGCUCCUGUUUUGGAGGAGCAGAGCAGGCAAAUUGUCGGCAGGGUGGACAGGCUGGAGUCGUCUGUUCGCAACACUGUCACAAACAUCGAAAAGCAGGUCGAGGUAGCUAAUUUGAAUUUGGCGAAGGCUUUGCAGGCAGCGCAUAAUCAGCAGCGUACGGUCACCACGAACGUUCUAUCUCAAGUGAAGCAGCUGAAUGAGGCGGUGGAUACACUCAAGCCACUAGUGAACCAGGUGGAUAUGACUGUGAUGGAGCUCUAUGAAAGAGUCAAUGACAGAGAAGCUGGUGUCUCGGAGAUGGCCAAGACGCUUGUCCAUGAGUUAGGCAUCGAUCCGUCCCAAUGUCGCUUUCAAGACCAAGAAGCGAGCACUGGCGACAAACGAGGCGAUGAAGCCUUUUGUUCUCCGUCAUUAGACGCACAAGCAACGAUGCAGCAACGACAAUCGCAGUCGCCUUCAAUUCGUAUGCCGUCUGUCAAUUUUAGCCCCGCGAGAUGGCCCUCAAAAGAAGGUCCAGGUUCCAGUACCAGUGUGGCUGUAUUCAAAGCCAAUCUCUCGCCAGCAGGCCGUAGAUCGUACUCUAUCAUCCCAGAGACGCCCCCGGAUGGAACUAUCUCCUCCUUGCGGCGUGUUAGUCUGGGUGGUGACCCCUUUCUCGAGUCUGACACCCAUGUUCAACAAGACCUACCCAUGACACCCCCCCGAUCCACCUCCGUUGAAGUCGAUGCCGAGAUAGCCGCUAUUCCAGAACCGUUCUCAGAGUCUCCUGAUUGGGGCAGCACCGUUGGAGUGGAAGGCACAGCUGAGCCCACUACAGACUUAUCUACGGACGAAGCCAAUACGAAAUCGCCAACUACGUCUGUGUGCGACGUACUACAGAUCUCGCAGAUGAUUAGUAUACCUUCCCGAGCCUUUACUGCUGACCCCACGCCAUCUCCUCUCACUUCCUUGAAUUCGCCCUCACCAUUUGCGAGCCCUGUACCUGCGCUCGCGUUUCUGAACACCAAAGUCAAGGCGGAAGCUAUAGAAGAGGCAAGUAGUGCUGCGAAAAGUUCACGCAAACCUCGAAAGCGACGACAACCAACAGAAAGUUCCUCGGCUUCGGUAUCCUCGACUGGUGCUCCGCCUGCUAAACGUGCCAAAAAAAAGUCGACCAGCGUCCCGAAAAAAAUCAAAGUCUUGCAGUGGCUGGAGGAGGUCAUUCCUCAAACAGACUUUGUGCAAUGCGACCAAUGUCGAUCCUGGUAUCACAUAGGCUGUCUUGGUAUGACCGCGGAUGACCCCCGUUUGGAAGAUGGUGUGCGGUAUGAGUGUCUACCGUGUGUAGCGCCAGCAGAACAUCCCCGUGUCGGUGCUACCGUCACUACUGAUAACGAACCGCAACGCUGUGGCCGCCCAGAUUGCCACCAAGUCGAUGAGGUGUUCAUUGUUGAGCGCAUCAUUGGAAAACAAACACUUACCGGUGGGGAAGGACGCAAGAAUAUGUGGCUGACGAAGUGGUUCUCGUAUCCCGCCGCACAAGCGACAUGGGAAGAUGUGGAACAAACUGUGACCAACGCAUCGCGAUUCAUUGAAGAAUUCAAUGCUGCAGCGGUAAAAGAAGGACGUGAUGUAGAUGAAAACUUUUACGGUAUCGUAUUGCUGCAAGAGGCAGUUGAUGCGGGAUGGAAAGAUGAGUAAACGAAUCGUAAGAAACACUUGAGCACAAUAUAGUCAUUGGAUUGGUAUGUACUUUAUACAUGUUCAUAAUUCUCUACUGUACUACACCGUCGUAUCAUCUUCUUGAGUGGGUUUUAUACUAGGGCUAUAUACAUAAAUUUUUGGAACUCAGAGCGUCCGCUCUUUUCAGG
Molecule: messenger RNA, 2244 nt
Organism: Desarmillaria tabescens
Lineage: Eukaryota; Fungi; Basidiomycota; Agaricomycetes; Agaricales; Physalacriaceae
Exons: 7
Coding region: 59-2074 (671 amino acids)
Source: RefSeq, a predicted model, not a curated record